Messenger RNA from Anguilla anguilla (European eel), 2239 nucleotides. RefSeq names its product chemokine (C-X-C motif) ligand 18b (gene cxcl18b). Gene Ontology annotation, biological process: inflammatory response; antimicrobial humoral immune response mediated by antimicrobial peptide; cellular response to lipopolysaccharide. The coding region runs from base 80 to 472 and encodes 130 amino acids. NCBI's taxonomy places the organism in Eukaryota, Metazoa, Chordata, Actinopteri, Anguilliformes, Anguillidae. The transcript has 4 exons. Gene Ontology annotation, molecular function: chemokine activity; CXCR chemokine receptor binding. Gene Ontology annotation, cellular component: extracellular region. The record is from RefSeq and is a predicted model, not a curated record.
UGGGAAAUCAGGAAGUGAAGAAAUAGAUCAGCCCUGGAGUCCACUCCUCAAAAGACACAGAGGCACAAAGAGCAAACACAUGGCGUUACAUAUUUCAAGGAUUUUUACCGUGCUACUCCUGUGCGGCAUGAUCUUCGCUGCAGAGCACACGGCUGAAGCCACCUCCGUUCGAGAGAGAUGUGAGUGUGUGCAGACCGUGGACUCUGUGCGCUGGAGACGGAUCGCGGAUUUCAUCGUCACCCGCGAGGGCCCUCUCUGCAAAUACACUCAGAUCGUCCUCACUCUGAAGAAUAAGAAAGAAGCCUGCCUAAAUCCGGACGCGAAGCAAGGGAAGAGGCUGCAGACAUGCUGGAAGAGAAUCCGCGGAAACCCGGCGGGAAAGAAAGGGUGCUUGCGCCUGAAACGCCGCGGAGCCAAGAGGAGAUCGCGGACGUUCGGACCUGCGGGGAACGCACAUCGCCUGCAUACAUAGCAGCGUGUUACUACUUUUUUCUUCACAACCACUGUUUGCUAAGUUCAGCCCUCAGCAAAAUAAUCUUUUCAAACUGUGCUCCUGAAGAAAACAAAGAUUUGCAUUUAAUCAAGAGUCACAGUUAAGGGCAAAAAUAUUGAUUGCACCAAGGCCACCGAUUUAUAUUUCUUCUUUUUUUGCAAUUUGCAUUUUUCUUUAUGUGGCACAAAUUAUGGAUAUUUUUUCAGUCAAACUGAAAAUCAGAGCAAUGUAACUCCCUCCCACCCAGAAAUCAUUCACAAACAAUUUCAUUAAUUCACAUAAAAGAAGACUUUUAUAUUCAUGUAAUUAACAAGCAUCUGCAUCUUCUUACAGUGUGAGUGUCAGGAGCCACCUGAAGACAUGUUGUGUUCUUCAAUGUCUCUUUUUAUUUCCUGGCCGUCUCUCAAGGUUUAAACAUAAGGGACUGUCACAGUCAAGGUCACACCGAGUGAGAGAUUUGACCCUGGGAAUUAAAAUUGCUGAGUUUUUUUUUUUUUUUUUUGGAAUACAUAACGAUGCCCCCUUGAGGGUAACCCCUCUUUGACGAAUGGACCUUUUGUUCUCGUAUCGAUUUGGUCCUUUUGAUCCCGUUGGGGCCAGAGUGACUUGCGUCUGCCUCUUAAAAGCGAUGAGCGGGGCCAUUGUGAUGCAGAGCCACGAGAGCAUCGCUCCCCAGCUGCGGAGCUGUGUGGAAGGAACCGGGAACACACAGGUUGGGCUAUUAUCAUCCCCCCCCCCCAUCACUCUCUUCAACGAAACUGUACAUUUUUGUGAUUAGAUAUCUCUUCAUUCUCAUUCUCUUAGUGCCCGCCUGCAGAUUCAGUACAAUGGUCCUUGAAAAUCAGCUAUUGAGGAAUAGUUCAGGGUACAUUACAUUACAAUACAUCACAGGCAUUUGGCAAUUGCUCUUGUCCAACUUUCGCAUAGUAUCCAUUUAUACAGCUGGAAAAAUGUUGAAGGGAUUCAGAAUAGGUACCUUGCUCAAGGGCACAAUGACAGUGCCCUUCCUGGGCAUCGAACCUGCAAACCCUCAGAUUACUCAGGCUUCACAGGCGAAUGCAGGCACAGACCCAAUCACAUAUUGACUCCCCAUGUUAGCUACAGUAGGUCAUUGGUUUGAAGCCUGGAGUAAAGUGCCCGUGUUGGAUUGUAAGAGGGCUGUAACUGUACAUAAGUUUCACAUGAACAAAAAUUGUAUUUUAUAUUUAGCAGUUUGUGUGUGUAUACUGUGAUGAAUAAUAUUUUUGACUAUUUUAGUCUGAUAUUUGUCACUACGAAUGUAUGAAUGUAUAAAAAGUGCUAUAAUUUUUACAUGGUGAAACCAAAGUGCUUAGCCAAAUCAUGAAAAAAUAUUUCUUGGUCUCAAACAUUAUGGACCUCACUGUAUAAUCAAGUCAUUCCCUUUUAGCAACUGCUCAUUGUUACAAAUAUGAAUUGGCCUUGUUAUAUUUAGCGCUAGUUAUUUUUGUAUUAGACUGCGUUCCGUUGUCUUUUAAUGUGCUUAAAAUAAAUAAUAAAUUUCUUUUUUAUAUUAGCACAAUGUGGGCAAAAGUAGCAAAUUGACUCUGGUGAUUGCUGAUCAGCAGCCUGUGUGUAAAGCAAAAAAAAAAGAACCAUAAUUUUUAGGAGCAAGGGCUGACCGAACGCAGGCCUGUGUAUUCAAAUGUAUCGCCUUUUUCCCAAAGAAAAUUCAUCUUGAAAUGCUACGCUUGUGUGUGCACGAAUAAAGUUUUUUAUUUUAUUUUA